GACCGCCGGUCUCUGCCCAGCUCUCCACCAGGCUGCCCAAGACCUGGAAGCCGCAGCUCUUCGAGCGGCAGUUCUACAGCGAGAUCCUGGACGCCACGCUGACCAUCACCGUCACCAUGCGGACGCUGGACCUCAUCGACGAGGCCUACGGCUUUGACUUCUACAUCCUCAAGACUCCAAAAGCCGAUAUGUGCUCGAAGCUCGGGAUGGAUUUGAAGCGAACGAUGCUGCUGCGACUUGCACGGCGGGAUCCCAAACUGCAUCCCGAUGAUCCAGCCAGGAGAGAGGCGAUCUAUAAUAAGUACAAGGAAUUUGUGAUCCCAGAAGAGGAAGCUGAGUGGGUUGGCCUGAGUUUAGAAGAAGCAAUAGAAAAACAGAGGCUCCUAGAAAAAAAGGACCCUGUCCCGCUCUUUAAGGUGUAUGCUGAAGAGCUCGUCAACCAGCUGAAAGAACAGGCGCUGCAGAAGCAGUAGAAGGAAAAAAACCUUUGGAGCAAAACCCC
Messenger RNA from Balearica regulorum gibbericeps (East African grey crowned-crane), 502 nucleotides. The record is from RefSeq and is a predicted model, not a curated record. Lineage: Eukaryota; Metazoa; Chordata; Aves; Gruiformes; Gruidae.